AUGGAGGACAUCAAGUCAGCGACGUCGUCACCGAACCCACGCAAGAGAGCAGCACCAGACGACGAGUCCAUUGAGAAGAGACCACUGAACUUGACGGGCUCCCAGUUCUUGCCCACACCACCGGACACAGAUGGAUCGAGCGACACGAGUCCAACAUGCACGAACGAGAUGACCGCCCGCCAAGGGUCACCAGCUCCCAGUAGCUCAGCAUUGAGCAGCGUUGAGGUCACCGGCAGCAACACCGAUCAAGGCACACCUGGAGCAGCCAACGUACCUCAGAGCUCAUCGGCGCCUCCAGCGAAGAGACGCAAGCUCUCGCCAGCUGAAAAGGAACAGCAGAAGCAGGAGAAGGAGGCCAAGGAUGCUGAGCGUGCGGCCCAGAAGGCCAGGCGUGAGGAGGAACAGCGUGUUAAAGACGAAGAGAGACGGAAGAAAGCGGAGGAUCGUGACGCAAAGAAACGGGAAAAGGAGGUAGCAGACGAACGCAGGGCGCAGGAGAAGCGCGCCAAGGAAGAGGAGAAGCGUGUCAAGGACGAAGAGAAACGCAAGAAGGCCGAGGAGCGUGACGCCAAAAGGCGCGAGAAGGAAGCCGAAGAAGAACGUAAAGCGCAGGAGAAGCUCAAGAAGGAGCGAGCUCAGAUGAGACUCGGUGCAUUCUUUCAGAAGCCUGCCACGCCCAUCAAGCAGUCAGAAGAUGGUGAGGGUCAGCCGACUACUGCUAGGAGGAAGUCGCUGUCUCUGGAGCCAUUUGAUGCUAUGGCCGACAUCCUUCGGCAGUCACAGUCGCCCUGCAAAGAGACGCCUCAGCCUCAAGCCAAAGGGCCAACUCCGGCGAAGCCCGUCCUCUCCGACUACCACAAGCACUUCUUGCCAUUCGAGCUGAAAGCACACUGUUCAAUGGUGGCCCCAAGAGUUCCAGAUGACCCGGACGCUGCUCAGGAAGCGUUUGACAGAGAGCUCUCGGACCAAUCGAUCCAGAUGAAAUACAAUCUUGGACUUGUCGAUUCGUAUGUGAGCCUGGAGAACUUUUUCGCCACCGAGUCGCCGUACACUCGUGGAGCACCCUUACCAAGCACAAGGAAGCUCGUCGAUCAGAUUCAAGGAACGCUACAGCAGCCUGUCGACCUGACCAGUGAUGAGACCCCGGCCAACCCAAUGGCAGCGUUGCAAGAAACUCAGCGCCGCUACUUGGAGUUUGACGAGGAUGUGCGUCCACCGUACUUUGGCACCUACAGCAAGAUUCGCUCGCCACGAACAAUGGCCAAGCUUUGUCGGGCGCCCUUGACCCGUGCAAGGCCGGACACAAACUACGACUACGACUCAGAAGCGGAAUGGGAAGAGCCAGAUGAAGCCGACGAGGAGUGCCACGAUGAUGACGAAGAUGAAGCCGAGAGCCAGGGUGACGCCAAUGAGCUCGACGAAUUUCUGGACGACGAAGACGAUGCUCCCAAGAACAAGCGCAAGAUGAUCACUGGCGACCUCGUUCCUGCAUCCACCGGCUUGUGUUGGGAAGACCCAGCAGGUAAAAUCGUGCCGAGCAUUGAGAGCGAGCUUUCGACGGCGUUCAUGAACGACAUGCGUAUCGGCGUGCUGCUGCCGGACUUCCAUGGGUCAACAAUCGACCCCUUCUCGAUGAAGUACUGGUCUGGCCCGGCUCCCGCACCUCUUCCAGCACUGAAGGUAGCGCCGUCCCCGUCACAGGCAUUCGACGCCAUGAUGCGGCCACCUUUGCAACCGCGCUCCAACACCAAUGCCAAUCUCGACAACGUGCUUGUGGGAGCGGCUGAAGGCAUGAGAGGGCCCAUUACCUCUGCGGCUGGCACUCAAUGCGGCACACCCAAGCCGAAAGCAGCGCCGAAGGUUCUGAGCAAAGAAGACCUGGACGAGUUCAAGGAUGCUGUCGUGGGGAGUCAACUGACCAAGGCCGACAUGCUGAAGGGACUGAAGGCCAGAUUCCCGAAGACUACCAUUGAGACCAUCAGAGCGACGCUCGGCGAGCAUUUCGCACAGGUCGGCGCCAACAGGGCGGACAAGAAGUGGGUGUUCAUCUCCGCUGCUUGA
This is a messenger RNA of Saxophila tyrrhenica, 2061 nucleotides long. RefSeq lists its product as uncharacterized. Gene Ontology annotation, cellular component: CAF-1 complex; nucleus. The record is from RefSeq and is a predicted model, not a curated record. NCBI's taxonomy places the organism in Eukaryota, Fungi, Ascomycota, Dothideomycetes, Mycosphaerellales, Extremaceae. The coding region runs from base 1 to 2061 and encodes 686 amino acids. Gene Ontology annotation, biological process: nucleosome assembly. The transcript has 2 exons.